CCCAACUUCCCUCUCUCAGCUUCCUGUCGAUGAGCUGAAUGAUUUAUUGAAGCAAAUGUACUGUGCACUACUACUGAGUAUUAAGUACUCAGUUAGCCCCGCUUGAUACAUUUCUCCCACCUUUUCUUACAUCUCCAUCGCCCAAGAAUUCCAAGAUAAUCUCCUAGUGUGCCAAUAUGGCCCCCUCUCUGGGCUUCUGGGAGGCAACAAGCAAAGACCAGCCGGCUAAGAUGCACGAUCCUGCUUUAGAUGGUCUCCCAUCUAGAAACAUCUUGUACAUCGAUGCAUACGAUUCCUUUUCUUACAAUGUCGUUGCCAUGUUGGAAGAGGUUCUGAAGGCGACGGUCUCGGUUUUGAGGAUUGACUCAUCAUGGCCAAAUGGCAACAUGGUCGAUUAUUUGCAGCAUUUCGAGGCCAUUGUCCUUGGGCCUGGUCCCGGCGAUCCGCAUAUUCCUCAAGACGUGGGGAUCAUGAGGGACAUAUGGACUCUUGACGACAGAGAUCUGCUCCCAAUUUUUGGCAUAUGCCUCGGCUUUCAAAGUCUAUGCCUGCAUCACGGGGCUUCAAUUCGCCGACUUCCAUUCCCUAUUCAUGGACAGGUCCGUCGUGUUCAGACAAUUCAGAAAGACAUCUUUCAGGGCGUUCAAUCCUUGGAUGUCACGCUCUACCACUCGCUGUACGCCGAAAUGAAGUCGAACACCACAGAUGACGGUCAUGGACUCCUCGAUGGUUUUGUCGCCAAGGACCUUAGUCUUCUUGCCUGGUUAUCCGUUGAGCAAGAUAGCGGCGUUUACCCAGUACAGAUUCCGAUGGCUGUUCGCCAUACGCAGAAGCCAUUCUGGGCCGUCCAAUUUCAUCCUGAAUCGUGCAAGUCGGAUAGAAGAGCAUGCAGCGAUCUGCUGAAAAGGUGGUGGGAUGCAGCUCUUUGCUACAACAAGCUGAAUGGAAGAGGCAGCCACAGUAGCAUCCCAAUUGCUUCUCCGAGGUUAUCCAGUGAGAUGCCUUUUAUCUCGGACAUUUGUCGCACUAUGUUAGAUUGGAGUGAAUCGACCUCGAACAAGUCCUCAUUCCGAACUUUCGCAACUCAGAGCUUGGAGGCUGAGACAAUUUGGGAAGCCCUCAACAGCCCGGGGUCAGCAGCCGUCCUCUUCAAAUCCAACGGCCGGUACAGUAUCUUAUCCGUGCCCAGCGACAACACUUGGAGGCUAGAAUACUAUGCGCAAAAUGAACGCCUGUCUUUAGAAAAGUCACCGGCUGCCAGUGAAGACAAGCUAGCCGGUAACCAUCAGGCCAUCAUUGAGGAUGGCUUGUCAGUAUCUCGAUUCUGGAACACUCUAAGAUUCCUCAUGGAUGCUAAGAAAGUGGUCAUGGGUGAUAACAAAGUUCCUUUCUGGGCCGGUUUUCUGGGCUAUGUUUCCUAUGAAAUGGGACUGGCCUCCAUUGCUUGUCCGAAAAGUCACGAGCAGGACUUUUUAGGGGCCCAUGCCUCCUCGGGAGCUGACAGGCUCUUCAAAGAUCCGGCAGAUGUCAGCUUGUUAUGGACUGAAAGGAGCGUAGUGGUUGACCAUCAUACUGGUCGUGUCACUAUUCAGUCUACUCGCGCCACAGAUGACGUGGCCCACGGAUGGCUAGAUGAGACACUGCUAUCUCUACAGAAGCUUGCCACUACUGAUGCAAUCACUGAGGUCGAAAGUCUUGCGGCAGACGAGCAGUUCUUGGAUCAAAUUCUUGAGCAAGGUGUGGUGCGAUUUCCGGAUCGGCAUAUUUAUCAGAGCCAAUUUGAUGCCUGCCGUGCACAAUUGCUAGCUGGUGAAUCUUACGAACUAUGUCUGACUUGUGAAACCACCGUCACAUUGCCCUCAGCAGACAGCGAUGGUGAUCGCAAGGAGUUCCCUUGGAAACUGUACCGGCGUCUUCAGAAACAUAAUCCCGCUUCCUUUAGUGCUUAUGCCAACCUAGGGAAACUCAAGAUUGCCAGCAGUAGCCCUGAAUGCUUCCUCAAUUGGGACCGCCACUCCAUGCUUGAAAUGAAACCUAUGAAAGGCACGGUAAGGAAGACAAAGGACAUGACUCUUGAAAAGGCUUGCAGCAUUCUGGGCGCAACCAAGGAGAUGGCAGAGAAUCUUAUGAUUGCCGAUCUCAUCCGACACGAUCUCUACGGUAUCUGCGGUUCAGGCGGUGUGCAUGUAGAGAAGCUCCUCGAGGUAGAGGACCACGGGCGCGUUUUCCAGAUGAUCACACAUGUCGUAGGGCAAGUUGACCCUGAACGACCUGGUUUUGCAGUACACAACAUGCCACACUUAGGAUCAUCCGGCAUGUCAGCAUACGGCCUAACGGCGCUACAACAAUGCCUUCCACCUGGCUCCAUGACCGGUGCACCAAAGGAACGAUCCUGUCUGCAUCUUUCCUCUAUUGAGAACCGAAAACGGGGCGUCUACUCCGGUGCAAUGGGGUUUCUUGACCUCGGUGGUGGAGGAAGCUUCUCGGUCUUGAUUCGCACUGCCUUCACUUGUGCCGACGAUGAUGAUACCUACCAGGUAUGGCGCGUCGGAGCAGGCGGCGCAGUGACCAUCCUCAGCACCGCUGAAGGCGAAUGGGAGGAGAUGUUAACCAAACUGAGGACCGUCCUGGGUGCAUUCGUGCCACUUGGCUGUGGACCUUCAAAAGCCGCUUAACGUGUUCUGUGGUCUUUAUAUAUAGAAAUACUAACAUAUACCUUCAAGUCUCUGCUCGAUAGCGAGAAGCUAAAUUGCAGAAAUAUGCAUUCAACAUAUGGCGUUUGGUUUGGGUUUGCAUUGCGAGCAGAUGAUGCCCGCAGGGUUGGCGGGUUGUUUUUACAGUGACUCUUUUCAACAAGAUACCCUACUAGCUUUGGCGAUCUAAAUUCAUUCCACAGAUUUUUC
Aspergillus saccharolyticus JOP 1030-1 is the source of this 2903-nucleotide messenger RNA. RefSeq names its product aminodeoxychorismate synthase pabA (gene pabA). The transcript has a single exon. Lineage: Eukaryota; Fungi; Ascomycota; Eurotiomycetes; Eurotiales; Aspergillaceae. Gene Ontology annotation, biological process: L-tryptophan biosynthetic process. Bases 177 to 2675 code for a protein of 832 amino acids. The record is from RefSeq and is a predicted model, not a curated record.